CGGAGAUAACUACAUAUUUGAAUCAGCAAGUCAUUCUAGCCGAAAUUUGACCCCUCCAGGUGAUAUAGAGCUUAUACUCAAUGGCCAACAACUAAUCGAGAUGUUAAAAUCGCAUAUUUGGAAAAACGUUUGUCCUCUUGCCGAUCCUUUUUCUUUUUCUCGUGGAUAUCAACGUGCAGGUUUUUUCGCGCGUUUUAAAGUGACACGUUGCGUAAAUAGUAAAUUUCAGUUUUGACAUUUCUGCCACUUUGUCACACGUUGGGCGGUGGAAAAUUAAGUACUCGUGAAAAUAAAAUAAUACACAACUGACGUUUAACACCGUCAACUUACUGUGCGCUAAUUUGCAUACCGUAUUGUUGUGUUUCGCCCAAGUGUAGUCGUUACAAAUUUCUUUGAAACACUCAUUGUCAUGCGGGAAUCAUGAUAAACAGAAAACUCUUCAGGAUGUAAAAUUGGUAAAUGGUGUCAUUUUCUGGAGAUACAUAGUCAAAAUCGUUACUUGUGUGGUUUAUAACCUCAAAGUUAAUCUGAUUCGGAUCUGUUCAACGCUACGGACACAAGCUUAUGACAGAUCAUCAUGGAUGGUGAAGAGGAUUAUUCGCAGAUGAAAGGAAGUCGGUGUAAUUUCACAUCAUUCGGUAGAAGUGAUGCAGCAGUUGAUACCAGUGAAGAAAAGGACCAGAACCUUAGUCCGGGUAAUGAGAAACAUGGAGACCUUGGCGAUAUGACAUUUUGCAUGGCUAAUUAUAUAAAAGAAGCUAUGAAAAUGAUGUUUAUGAUGCGAAGUCAUCACAUGCUUACCGACGUUAUCUUAGAAGUUGGACAAGAACUGUUCCAUGCACACAAAGUCAUUUUGGCUGCGGCAAGUCCUUAUUUUAAGGCAAUGUUCACGGGAGGUCUUAAAGAAUGUGAAAUGACCAGAGUCAAAUUGCAAGGGGUUUGUCCAACAGCGAUGGCUCGGCUCAUGUAUUUCAUGUACACGGGACAAAUAAGAGUAACUGAAGUAACAGUCUGUUCGUUAUUACCUGCGGCGACAAUGUUUCAGGUUGGCAAUGUAAUAGAUGCAUGCUGCGUAUUUCUCGAGAGGCAAUUGGACCCAACAAAUGCUAUCGGAAUUGCAAAUUUUGCUGAACAGCAUGGUUGUCACGAUUUACAUCACAAAGCAAAUCAAUUUAUCGUGCAACACUUUAGCAGAAUUUGUCAAGAAGAAGAAUUCCUUCAACUUACGGCCAUACAAUUAAUUAAUUUAAUUAGAAAAGAUGAACUUAAUGUACAGGAAGAAAGAGAAGUUUAUAAUGCAGUGUUAAAAUGGGUGAAAUACAACGAGGAAUCUCGCGGUAUUAAAAUGGAACAUAUAUUGCACGCAGUUCGGUGUCAGUAUUUGACUCCGAGCUUUCUUAGGGAACAAAUGAAAAAUUGCGAUGUUUUAAAAAAAGUGCCAGCCUGCCGCGAGUAUCUAGCGCAAAUUUUUAAAGACCUAACAUUGCAUAAGAAACCAGUCGUCAAAGAGAGGACACCCAACACACCAAGAGUCAUUUACAUAGCAGGUGGAUUUCUUAGACAUUCGUUGGAUGUUCUUGAAGGGUAUAAUGCCGACGACAAAGUUUGGAGUCAACAUGCUAAGUUAACAGUGCCUCGUUCCGGACUUGGAGGAGCAUUUUUAAAAGGCAUGUUUUACGCCAUCGGUGGAAGGAAUAAUUCGCCAGGAAACAGAUACGACAGUGAUUGGGUGGACAGGUACAAUCCAGUUCUUGACCAGUGGAGACCCUGUAAUCCCAUGUCAGUGCCAAGGAACAGAGUGGGAGUUGCUGUAAUGGAUGGUGUAUUGUAUGCGGUAGGUGGCAGCGCAGGUGCAGAAUAUCACAACAGCGUUGAAUGUUAUGACCCGGAUCAGGAUACCUGGACAAAUGUUAAACCUAUGCACACAAAACGAUUAGGAGUCGGAGUUGCUGUAGUAAAUAGAUUGCUCUACGCAAUUGGUGGAUUUAAUGGAACGCAUAGAUUGAGUUCAGUAGAAUGUUAUCAUCCAGAAAAUGACGAAUGGACCAUGGUCUCUCCCAUGCGGUGUUGUCGGUCAGGAUCUGGUGUAGCAAGUCUUGGGCAGUACAUCUAUGUGGUAGGAGGCUAUGACGGAUCUCGUCAGUUGAGCACAGUAGAACGUUACGAUACGGAACAUGAUUCAUGGGAGUUUGUGAGCAAUGUUUCAGUUGCGCGCAGUGCUUUGAGCGUAACUGUUCUAGAUGGAAAACUUUAUGCAAUGGGAGGGUAUGACGGACAGACCUUUUUAAGUAUAGUAGAAAUAUACGAUCCAGCCAAGGAUCAAUGGGAACCAGGAGUGCCUAUGACUUCGGGUAGAUCAGGUCACGCGAGUGCGGUUUCUUAUCACCAAUGUCCGUUGCAUUGUGAUCACUUGGAACAUCACAUUGUUUCUAGUGAAAACCGAUCAGCGAAACGCACAUCUUGACACCCUAUGUCGAAUACUGUGACCUGAUGACGCGAUUUAACUUAUUUAUUUGUAAAUGACGUGUAGUAUAAUAAUAUAGUGUAACGAUAGUAUAAGGAGAUAAGACUAUAUUGAGAUUGAUCUUAAUCAAGCAGGUAGUGAAGCUAUGCAGAGGACAUUUUUGAAUUCUGAGUUGCCUAGAAAGUGCUUACAUAAAUUGAGAAAAGUGAACUGUGCACAAGUUCCUUCAAACAGACUACAAAACAAGUUUGAUUCGAUUUCAUAUCUUCACCUAGAUAUCUUUGGUAAGUGAAAAAUUAAAAUAGGCAAGUGGGACAAUCUUAGUGAUACAAACUAGAAGCAGAAAGCAAUUCCAAAGAUCACUCAAUCAGUAACAAAACGAUGUACCCAUAUGUACUAUAGGGCGAACGAUCUAUUUUCUAUAAUUCUCUUCAUUCUGUUUACGCAACUGAUUGUUGUACAUUAUUUUAGUAACUAUACAAACACCUAAUUAAUAGUAUAAUUUGUGAUUGGAAAAACCAUGAGAUAUUCGUUAAUUGGUAAUACUUUUUAAUAUCAGUACCUGUCACAAGGACUAAAAAGACAAGAAUAAAUUGGAAUGUUGAUGAUUUUUUCGCAAAUAUCAAAGGAGUUUACUCCACAUAGUAUAAUAUUGCAAGCUGAAGGCAGUCAUUUUGUAUUUCCAUUGUUUAUCAAAAUGCACGUUCAAGACCUAGAACUAACUUUUCAAAUUCCAGAUGAAACUAGUCCCAUUAAAUAUUGAAUAAUUUCUGUAAAAUUAAAAAAAAUUUAAAAAAACACAAAUCUGCGAUUAAAUAUGUUGCCACUGGAGUGUCAAAAUCAACCGACUACCUGUCCUAUGUGUCUAGGAAAAGGUAAUGAAAAAACUUAUGUCAACUUGAAAUAUCAGUAAAAGUUUAUUAACAGUCAAA
Messenger RNA from Neodiprion virginianus, 3396 nucleotides. RefSeq names its product kelch-like ECH-associated protein 1B (gene Keap1). Lineage: Eukaryota; Metazoa; Arthropoda; Insecta; Hymenoptera; Diprionidae. The record is from RefSeq and is a predicted model, not a curated record. Gene Ontology annotation, molecular function: protein binding. The transcript has 7 exons. Bases 578 to 2464 code for a protein of 628 amino acids.